Molecule: messenger RNA, 1578 nt
Organism: Diceros bicornis minor
Lineage: Eukaryota; Metazoa; Chordata; Mammalia; Perissodactyla; Rhinocerotidae
Gene: SERGEF
Product: secretion regulating guanine nucleotide exchange factor
Exons: 10
Coding region: 229-1563 (444 amino acids)
Source: RefSeq, a predicted model, not a curated record
GGCCCCUCCCCUGGCGGCCUCCCUCCCCCCGGGGCCCCCUCGCCCACCACAGACCCCCCUCUCCCGACGGGCCCUUCCCUCCUCCCCACAGAUCCCUCCCCCGCGGCGGGCCCCUCCCAACCACAGACUCCUUCCCGCGGCGGCCCCACCACCCAGUGUCCAAUCCCUCCCCCGGCCGCCCCUUCCCCGCCCCAGCCCCUCCCGGAAGCGCCGGCGGAGCGUCCCCGCAUGGCGCGCGAGCAGAGCGCCUCGGAGGCCGGCCCUGCGGCGGCCGCGCUCUUCGCCUGGGGUGCGAACAGCUAUGGGCAACUUGGCCUUGGCCAUAAGGAAGAUGUGCUUCUGCCCCAGCAGCUGAAUGACUUCUGUAAACCGAGGUGUGUCAGGAGGAUCACAGGAGGAGGGGGCCACUCUGCUGUAGUCACAGAUGGAGGAAGCCUUUUUGUUUGUGGCCUGAACAAAGAUGGGCAGCUGGGGCUUGGUCACACAGAGGAUGUCCUGUAUUUUACCCCCUGCAAAUCCCUCCUUGGCUGUCCCAUCCAACAGGUGGCCUGUGGCUGGGAUUUCACCAUUAUACUCACAGAAAGUGGUCAAGUUCUGUCGUGUGGAUCUAACUCCUUUGGCCAAUUAGGAGUUCCUCAUGGGCCUCGAAGAUGUGUAGUUCCCCAGGCCAUUGAGCUCCUGAGAGAGAAGGUUGUUAGUAUUGCUGCUGGACUGAGGCACGCUUUAGCUGCUACAGCAAGUGGCAUCGUGUUCCAGUGGGGAACUGGUUUGGCAUCAUCUGGACGGCGGUUGUGCCCUGUGAAGACUCUCCCACUGUUUUUGACAGCAAAGGAACCGAGCAGAGUGACAGGCCUAGAGGAUUCUAAAGCGACGUGUGUUGUUGCUGGCUCCUGUCACUCAGCCUCAUUGACAGCUGCAGGAGAGCUGUAUGUUUGGGGAAGCAAUAAGCACGGGCAGCUGGCUUCCCAGGCUGCUUUCCUUCCUGUGCCCCAGAAAAUAGAAGCGCCUUGUUUUCAGAAUGAAAAGGUCACCGCCGUCUGGAGUGGAUGGACACACCUAGUUGCUCAGACAGAAACUGGCAAGGUGUUUACCUGGGGCCGUGCGGACUACGGUCAGCUAGGGAGGAAGCUGGAGUCUCAUGAAGGCUGGAAACUAGACCAGCAGGAUUCAUCCCUCCCCGGCCUGAGACCACGGAACAGCACACUUUCAUCUCUGCAUUGCUUGACGGGAGCUACUGAGGCCAGAGCUUGUUUGCCCACACUGAGGCCAGCUGGCCAACCACUUCCUUGGAGCAAACCCCAUCACUCUACCUACAAUCCCAGCACCUGCUGGUCUCACUCACCCGGUCAGGUGAGGUCAAGAGCCUUCAACUCCUCUCUAUUUUUCCAGCUACUGGCUUCUUUGCAUAGGCUUUCCCAUUUAGCCUGGGGUUGUAUUUUCCAUGUUUCAUUGAAACUGUGGCCAAGUUCAUUGAUGGAAAAGGGGAAAGGUUCAGAGUUGCAUGUACAGUUGGAAAGUCACCAACCCUUCACCUGCCUGGGAGGUCCUGUCUGCCUGCCUUAAUGAGGGUGGUGGAGU